Molecule: messenger RNA, 1708 nt
Organism: Anarrhichthys ocellatus (wolf-eel)
Lineage: Eukaryota; Metazoa; Chordata; Actinopteri; Perciformes; Anarhichadidae
Product: platelet-derived growth factor receptor alpha-like
Exons: 7
Coding region: 134-1030 (298 amino acids)
Biological process (GO): multicellular organism development; protein phosphorylation; embryonic cranial skeleton morphogenesis
Cellular component (GO): plasma membrane; signaling receptor complex
Molecular function (GO): platelet-derived growth factor alpha-receptor activity; platelet-derived growth factor binding; ATP binding
Source: RefSeq, a predicted model, not a curated record
ACACACACACACACAAUAAGGGACAGAAUCCGAUGUAUGACAUGAUGUAUUAUCACCACAUCAUGGCUCUAAUGUUCUCCCUCUCUUUGCACACAGUUAUGUGAUCCUGUCCUUCGAGGGCAAAGCAGACUACAUGGAUAUGAAGCAGGGCGACAACACUCAGUACGUCCCCAUGCUGGAGAUGAGCGACGCCUCCAAGUACUCGGACAUCCAGAAGUCUGAGUACGACCACCCGCCCUCUCAGAAAGAGGACGAGAUGGACGACAUGAACGAGGGCCUCAGCACCACCGAUCUGCUCAGCUUCACCUACCAGGUGGCCAAAGGCAUGGAGUUCCUGGCUUCCAAGAAUUGUGUUCAUCGGGACCUCGCCGCCAGGAAUGUCCUCCUCUCUCAGGGAAAGAUCGUGAAGAUCUGCGACUUCGGACUGGCCCGAGACAUCAUGCACGACAGCAACUACGUCUCCAAAGGGAGUACUUUCCUGCCCGUGAAGUGGAUGGCGCCAGAGAGUAUUUUCGACAACAUGUACACCACUCUGAGUGACGUCUGGUCGUACGGCAUCCUGCUCUGGGAGAUAUUCUCCUUAGGUGGAACCCCAUACCCAGGCAUGGUGGUGGAUUCAAGCUUCUACAACAAGAUCAAGAGUGGAUACCGGAUGUCCAAACCGGAGCUUGCACCAGAUGACGUGUAUGAGAUGAUGAUGAAGUGCUGGAACAGCGAGCAGGAGAAGAGGCCUUCGUUCAUGGGUCUGAGUGACACGGUUUCUUCUCUGCUGCCCUCCAGCUACAAGAGGCAUUACGAGAGGGUGAACCACGAGUUCCUGAAGAGCGACCACCCGGCUGUGACUCGGGUGUGCGUGGAGAACGACGACACCUACGUGGGCAUCAGCUACAAGAACCAGGGCAAGCUGAAGGACCGGGAGAGCGGCUUCGACGAGCAGCGGCUGAGCUCCGACAGCGGCUACAUCAUUCCCCUCCCCGACCUGGACCCCAUAUCUGACGACGAAUACGGGAAGAGGAACAGACACGGGUAAAGAAAAGCAAACAUUCACCUCCACUGCUCUACCGGAUUUAACCGUGAUGUCUGUUAACUUGAUGUCUACUUGCAGUAAGUCACUUUGUACUUGCCCCUGUACACAUUGUUUUAACUAAACUCCUGUUUCCAGGAUAAGUACAUGUACGAAGUGAGAAACUGAUUUACUGAAGAACUGUUUACUUUCAUAAUGUCUUCUCUCGUUAUACAUUUUCAUCACAGCAACAUAAUCCUUGCAGAUUAAGCAAACACACUUCCCUUUUGACUCGUUCUCCCAACAUUUCAGGAUUCACUCGCUGUCCUUCGUCCGUUCAGUUCCAACAUGUUGCUCAUCAAGUGAAGUUAAAUGUUUUCAUCGACUAGCAAUCAAUGCAGGUCAAGUAGUUGUUCAAAAUGGCAGCGACAUCUAGUGUUUAAACGAAGAAGUGCAACGAGCUAAUUUAUUAGAGAUAUACUCAAGUUCAUACUUAAUAUUCUAGUUUACUUUUUAAAAAUUCACCGCGGGCCGCUUAACAACAGGCAGUGGGCCUAAGAUGGAAGUUAGAUUUACUGGCCUGACUGUAGACUGACUGUAAGAAGUGAACGUAAUCACAGUGACUUCACAAAUCUACGACUUUAAAGCCUUGAGUUCAGCAUUUUGUCUGUCGCCAUCUUGUUUUUUUGUGACAUUAGAGGGCAG